AUGAAGAAGGCCAUGAAGACUGCGGGUUUACUGGCCGAGAAAUUGACGUACCCGACUGUGCGCCGUGGAGACCUGGUGGAGGCGCUACAUGGCGUGCAGGUGGCGGAUCCGUACCGUUGGCUUGAGGACCCGGACUCGCCUGAGACGCGUGAAUUCGUCACCAAGCAGAAUGAAGUGACGCAGCGUGUAUUGAACCAAAUGCCGUUCGUAGCGGAGACAAAGGCGCGCAUGACGGAGCUGUUCAAUUAUGAGAAAUUCUCGGCUCCACGUAAGCACGGAGGCAAGUACGUUUUUACUAAGAACGACGGACUGCAGAACCAGAGCGUGUUGUACAUCCAGGAUGAGCUUCAUUGCGAGCCGCGCGUGCUGUUAGACCCCAAUCUUCUAGCUGAGGACGGCACAGCUGCGCUCUCUAGUCGCGCCUUCUCGGAGGCCAAACUUGGAGACGGCAAGCUCUUCUUUGCGCACGGAAUCUCACGUGGAGGCUCGGAUUGGCAGACUAUCAAAGUCAUGGCGGUGCACGACAACAACAAGAUAUUGGACGACACAGUGGAGUGGGUCAAGUUCUCCAGCAUCUCCUGGACACACGAUGACAAGGGAUUCUUCUACUCACGGUACCCUCCUCCUGACAAAAUGAAGGACGACAAGCACGACGAUGCAGAGGGACCCAAGAGAGGCACCGAGACGGACUCCAACAUGAACCACCAACUCUGGUACCACAAGCUGCACACGCCACAAUCUGAGGACAAACUGGUGUACGCGUAUCCGACUGAACCGACGUUUAACGUCGGCGCUGAGGUCUCGGACGACGGCAAGAAGCUGCUGCUCUACGUCCAGGAUGGCUGCAAGAACGCCAACAUGAUCCACGUCGCGGAUUUGAGUGAUUUUGAGAGCUUCCUGAAGGGGCCAAGUGACGCAACGAUCUCAGUGACGAAACUUGUGGACAACAUGGACGCUGCGUACUCGUAUAUCCUGAAUGACGGUGACUACUACUACUUUAAGACCAAUGCCAAUGCCCCACGCGAGCGUGUGGUGCGUACCAAGCUCAGUGCUGAGCCUGUGUGGGAAGAAGUGAUCCCAGAACAGCCGGACGCCAUCGUGAUCGAGGGUGUGCACCCUGUAGCGCCGAACCUUCUGGUCGUGCAGCUCGUCAAGGACGUGCACAAUGAGCUGCAUGUGUAUAACCUUGACGGUGUGUUCCAGUACGAGAUUUCGCUGCCUAGUGUCGGCACUGUGGGGGUGGCCAGCAAACGUACCGAGUCGGAGCUGUUCUACCACUUCAUCUCGUUCCUGUAUCCGGGCUCCAUCUUCCGUAUUGACCUGUCCAAGAAGGCUGCAACGUCUGGAACAGUGCCUGAAGCUGAGCUCUUCCGUGAGACCAAGGUGAAAGACUUCGAUCCGAGUCAAUUUGAAGCCGAGCAAGUGUUCUAUCCGUCCAAGGACGGCACCAAGAUCCCCAUGUUCCUUGUGAAGCGCAAGAAUGCACCGAAGAACGGCGAGUUGCCCGUGUAUUUGUACGGCUACGGAGGCUUCAACAUCUCGCUCACUCCGGCUUUUAGUGUCUCGAGACUUGUGUUCGUGCAGCACUUCAAUGGAAUGUUGGCCCUGCCUAACCUUCGUGGCGGUGGCGAGUACGGAGAGCAAUGGCACCAGGACGGGAUGCUCCACAAGAAGCAGAACGUGUUCGACGAUUUCCACGGCGCUGCUGAGUAUCUGAUCAAAGAAGGCUACACGAACUCGGAGAAGAUCGCGAUCCACGGUGGCUCUAACGGCGGUCUGCUAGUGGCAGCGACCAGCAACCAGCGCCCUGAUCUCUAUCGCUGCGUUGUGGGCGCUGUGGGCGUCAUGGACAUGUUGCGCUUCCACAAGUUCACUAUUGGCCACGCUUGGCGCACCGAUUACGGCGAUCCAGACGUGGCUGACGACUUCCACUACAUCCGUCGCUACUCGCCAGUGCACAACGUGCCCCAAGCUGACAGUCCGAUCAUGCAGAAGCUGGCAGGACGUGGAGGAUUCCCGUCAGUGCUGCUCACCACAGGCGACCAUGACGAUCGUGUGGUGCCUCUGCACUCGUACAAACUUAUAGCCGAACUUCAGCGUCAGCUGGGGAACUCGGAGACGCAGACGAACCCUCUGCUUAUUCGUAUUGACACCAAGUCUGGUCAUGGAGCUGGGAAACCCACCACCAAGAUCAUCGAGGAGACGUCCGAGGUGUUUGCCUUCAUCGCGUGGAACCUCGACGCUCCCUUCGUCGCCUAA
Messenger RNA from Phytophthora infestans T30-4, 2259 nucleotides. Its product is annotated as prolyl endopeptidase, putative. The record is from RefSeq and is a predicted model, not a curated record. Gene Ontology annotation, biological process: proteolysis. NCBI's taxonomy places the organism in Eukaryota, Oomycota, Peronosporomycetes, Peronosporales, Peronosporaceae. Gene Ontology annotation, cellular component: cytosol. The transcript has a single exon. Gene Ontology annotation, molecular function: serine-type endopeptidase activity; oligopeptidase activity. Bases 1 to 2259 code for a protein of 752 amino acids.